UGAAGUGUGGUCAUGUGACGGGCUAGCGAGCCCAGGCGAAGCACAGCCACACGGUUACAUGAGACCGAAUGCCAGCUUCAUUGAAAAAGCUCUGUUAUCGAGAGUAGAGACAGGAGGGACAGACGUUUUCAGUUUGCAGACACAAAUAACAACACGCAGAAAGCUCUGGGGAACUCGGAGAAAGGGACAUUUUCACAGCCUCAAGAACCUCGGUAGGAGAAAGCAGAAGACACAUCGUUUUAAAAGAUAAAUCAAGCGCAGUGGACACAGCGGGAGUAGAUUAUUCAUUCCGAUAACUUCUAUAAGGGCAACUAAAAAAAAGACAAAACUACCUCUCCGCCGUUUCAUAUUUUUGUUUUAUUUUUCCUUUCGUUUACAUUUUUCUUAAUUUUAUCACCUGUCCUCAGAAAAGCAUACAACCAGACAGAGUUGAAUUGCAGUGCAGUAGUGCAGUGCGUAAAGAAAUUGAACGCAACACCAGGAGACAGAACAGCUCACCGCAUUUAGCCUACCAGAAAAAUACAGUAUAUAUAUAUAUAUAUUUUGUACCAUCCUUGGUUCUGUUUGGGGCUGAUUUUUGUAAAUUUUUUGGAAUAUGGUUGGGGAAAUGGAAACGAAGGAGAAACCGAAGCCUACCCCAGACUAUCUCAUGCAGCUCAUGAAUGAUAAGAAACUGAUGAGCAGCCUACCCAACUUCUGCGGAAUUUUUAACCACCUCGAACGGCUGCUUGAUGAAGAGAUCAGCCGUGUACGGAAGGACAUGUACAACGACACGCUAAACGGCAGCACAGAGAAGCGGAGCAGUGAGCUCCCAGACGCAGUGGGCCCCAUGGUGCAGCUCCAGGAGAAACUAUUUGUGCCUGUGAAAGAGUACCCCGAUUUUAACUUUGUGGGCCGUAUCCUGGGACCACGGGGGCUGACAGCCAAGCAGCUGGAGGCAGAGACAGGAUGUAAAAUCAUGGUGCGCGGAAAAGGCUCCAUGAGGGACAAGAAGAAGGAAGAGCAGAACCGCGGCAAACCCAACUGGGAACACCUCAACGAGGACCUGCAUGUCCUGAUCACAGUGGAGGACGCACAGAACCGCGCUGAGAUCAAGCUGAAGCGGGCUGUGGAGGAGGUCAACAAACUACUGGUGCCUGCGGCGGAGGGAGAGGACAGCCUGAAGAAGAUGCAGCUGAUGGAGCUGGCCAUCCUCAACGGCACCUACCGAGACGCCAACAUCAAGUCACCUGCCCUUGCCUUCUCUCUUGCAGCGAACGCCCAGGCGCCCCGCAUCAUCGCCGGCCCCGCCCCCAUGCCCCAGAACGCCCUGCGCACUUCCACCCCGGCCGGCCCCACCCUAAUGCCCCUGAUCCGACAGAUCCAGACCUGCAUGCCCAACGGCUCGCCCCACCCGGGCGUCAUGACCCAGGGUCCCGAGUCGGGCCUCAUAUACGCGUCGCCCUACGAUUACCCCUACACGCUGGCCCCUGCCACCUCCAUCCUGGAGUACCCCAUCGACUCCAGCGGGGUGUUAGCGUCCUCAAAGGCCGAAGAGCUGCCCCUCUACCUGGGGUUUCAGACCUGUCACUUUCCCAUCACUGUGCAGCGAGGAGAGCCCUGCAACCGGCCUCCCUUUUAAAGAAACGUCCCUUCCCUCCCUCUUUCCCUCCACCCCCUCAAACAACACACACCCACCUCCUCAUCCCCCCUCCUCCCUCCCCGCCACCACACGCUGGACUGGUUGAGGAUUGGCCCUCUCUGAGCAACCACAAGCCACAAGGGGAAGCCUCGGCCCUUCCUCUUUUAAUGUCUGUUCAAAGUGACGUGUGUGUUACUGAUCAACCCUUUUUGAUUUCCUGUCCUGAUGAUGAUGAUAUAUUUGUCUAUGAUGAUGAGGGAGAACUGAGCACCACCUUGCUGCAGACCCCCCUUGGGGGCGUCCCCCUCUCUCUGGGUGUGGCUUGGGGGCGUCCUGAGGGGUAACAUGAGGACGGUGAGGGGUCAUAUGGGGUCGACAGAGAGGGCUUGCGGAGCCAAUGGAGGAGAUGGUGUGUGUUGGCGAUGGGGCACCUGCAGUUAAAGUGUCUCGGCUUCACAGGCUUUAUUCACAAAGGGAUUUUAGGACAUUCUGUCCAGACACUGACAGUCUUAACUUCACUCUCAUGAAAAAUAUUCACAGAAUGAGACUUUCAGCUCAAGUGUAGCCCAAACGACAGUCAGUGAGUGAACAACAUAGCCCUUUUGUAUAACACAUUUUUGCAUUGACUCAAACGGAGUGUCCUAAAAUGGCUUCGGGAAUAGGGGCCUGGUAGUGUGUUGUUUCUCAAAGGACAGGAACUCCUGGCACUAAUUCACCGUUCCCUUCCUUUAUUCAAUAGGUGUGGCUUUCCCCACGAAAGGCUAAAAGAGUUUCACGGAUCCUUACUGAGCCCCUCAUCCGAUUUGAGUGUUGACACAUGUGCUUUUGUUUCACAGCUGCCUUGAGUGUAAUGAACCAAGAGCCGGGCAGACAGACAGGCAGACAGACAGACAGACAGGCAGACAGGCAGGCAGACAGGCAGACAGGCAGACAGACAGACAGACAGACAGACAGACAGACAGACAGACAGG
This is a messenger RNA of Oncorhynchus gorbuscha (pink salmon), 2592 nucleotides long. RefSeq names its product protein quaking-like. Bases 596 to 1621 code for a protein of 341 amino acids. Lineage: Eukaryota; Metazoa; Chordata; Actinopteri; Salmoniformes; Salmonidae. The record is from RefSeq and is a predicted model, not a curated record. The transcript is spliced from 7 exons. Gene Ontology annotation, cellular component: nucleus. Gene Ontology annotation, biological process: regulation of mRNA splicing, via spliceosome. Gene Ontology annotation, molecular function: mRNA binding.